AUGCCGGUGAUGAAGGGGUUGCUGGCCCCGCAGAACACGUUCCUGGACACCAUCGCCAGGCGCUUCGAUGGCAGCCACAGCAACUUCAUCCUGGCCAACGCUCAGGUUCACCGCGGCUUCCCUAUCGUCUACUGCUCUGACGGCUUCUGCGAGCUCACCGGCUUCGCCCGCACCGAGGUCAUGCAGAAAAACUGCAACUGUUGCUUCCUGCAUGGGGCCGAGACCAGCGAGUCCGUCCUGCAGUGCAUCGAGAAGGUGCUGGAUGGGAGGCAGGAGUACCAGACUGAGGUCUGCUUCUACAAGAAGGGCGGAGCCGCCUUCUGGUGCCUGCUGGACAUUGUGCCCAUCAAGAACGAGAAGGGGGAGGUGGUUCUCUUCCUCAUCUCCUUCAAGGACAUCACGGAGAGCCGGGGCAAGAGCCACCCGGGCGACAGGCGAGAUGAGAAGCACCGGAACAAGAAGGCAGGGAGCUCCCACCUGCGGGCGGCACGCAGGCAGGGCCGGACGGUGCUGCACCAGCUCACCCGCCAGUUCACCGGCAAGGAGCGGGGCGAGAUGAAGAUCAACAGCAGCGUGUUUGGGAGCAAGCCGUCCCUUCCCGAGUACAAAGUGGCCUCGGUGCAGAAAUCCCACUUCAUCUUGCUGCACUACAGCGUCUUCAAGGCCCUGUGGGACUGGCUCAUCCUGCUGGCCACCUUCUACGUGGCUGUCACCGUCCCCUACAACGUCUGCUUCACCAGCACCGAGGACAGUCUGACCGCCGCCCGCAGCACCAUCGUCAGCGACAUCGCUGUGGAGAUGCUCUUCAUCCUGGACAUCGUCCUGAACUUCCGCACCACCUACGUCAGCCAGUCGGGGCAGGUGGUGUACGACCCCCGUUCUAUCUGCAUCCACUACGUGGCCACCUGGUUCUUCGUGGACCUGAUCGCAGCCCUGCCCUUCGACCUCCUCUACGCGUUCAAUGUUACCGUGACCUCGCUGGUGCACCUGCUGAAGACCGUGCGUCUGCUGAGGCUGCUGCGCCUGCUGCAGAAGUUGGAUCGCUACUCCCAGUACAGCGCCAUGGUGCUCACCCUGCUGAUGUCCGUGUUCGCCCUGCUCGCCCAUUGGCUGGCCUGCAUCUGGUACGUCAUUGGCCGGAAGGAGAUGGAAAGUAACGACCCUCUGACCUGGGACAUCGGCUGGCUCCACGAGCUGGGCAAGAGGCUGGAGGCGCCCUACAUCAACAGCUCCAUGGGGGGCCCGUCCGUCCGCAGCACCUACAUUGCUUCCCUCUACUUCACCCUCAGCAGCCUCACCAGCGUGGGCUUUGGCAACGUCUGCGCCAACACCGACGCGGAGAAGAUCUUCUCCAUCUGCACCAUGCUGAUCGGAGCCCUGAUGCACGCCGUGGUGUUCGGCAACGUCACGGCCAUCAUCCAGCGCAUGUACUCCCGCCGUUCCCUCUACCACACCCGCAUGAAGGACCUCAAGGACUUCAUCCGUGUGCACCGCCUCCCGCAGCAGCUCAAGCAGAGAAUGCUGGAGUACUUCCAGACCACCUGGUCGGUGAACAACGGCAUCGACGCCAACGAGCUGCUGCGCGACUUCCCCGACGAGCUGCGGGCCGACAUCGCCAUGCACCUCAACAAAGACAUCCUGCAGCUGCCGCUCUUCGAGACAGCCAGCCAGGGCUGCCUGCGUGCCCUCUCCCUGCACAUCAAGACCUCCUUCUGCGCCCCUGGCGAGUACCUGCUGCGCCAGGGCGAUGCCCUGCACGCCCACUACUUUGUCUGCUCCGGCUCUCUCGAGGUCCUGAAGGACAACAUGGUGCUGGCCAUCCUGGGCAAAGGGGACCUGAUCGGGGCCGACCUGCCCAGCAAGGACCAGGUUAUCAAAACCAAUGCGGACGUUAAGGCGCUGACCUACUGCGACCUGCAGUACAUCACCCUGCGCGGCCUGGUGGAGGUGCUGGAGCUGUACCCCGAGUACUCCAGCAAGUUCAUGGCCGACAUCCACCAGGACCUCACUUUCAACCUGCGGGAAGGCAGCGAGAUCGAGGGACUCCUGCGAUUUCCCAGAUCCCCUCGGUUAUCCCAGCCUCGCCCCGACUGCAGCGCCAGCCCCGAGAAGCCCCUCCACUCCAUCCUGGAGGACAAGGAGGAGCCCGACGACGUCUUCCACCCUUCGCCUGCCAGCCUGACCCACCACAAGCUGCUGCUGCCCACCCUGCACAGCCCUGUGCGGCGUGGCUCCCUCAGCAGCCUGCUGGGCGACGAGCUGCGCCAGUUCUCAGCUCUGCGCCGCACCUGUCGCUCCCCUGCCAGCUGCAGCCGGGGCAGGAGCCCCUCUCCACGGUGUCUGAGAGACGGCGAGAGCAGCAACGGCCGCAAGCCAGCCAAGCUCCUGAUCCCCUCCCUGCAUACCUCCGGCCCCCCGGACCUGAGCCCCAGGGUCGUUGACGGGAUUGAGGAUGAUGGCGGGACGUCGGAGAUGCAAACCUUCCAUUUCAACGUGGAGCCGCCUCGGCAGAGUUUGGUCGUAGACUCGCCGACGUCCGGGACGGAUGAGGCCAGCCCAGCCUUAGGCGCAGAAGCAGAGGAAAUGAAGCAGAACGUCAGCAGACUGAACCAAGAGAUCAAUAACCUCAACCAGGAAGUUUCCCACCUCAGCCGGGAGCUGCAGCAUGCCUGAUGCACCUCCAGAGCCAGCUGCCGUGCACCCCAGCCUUGGGCUGCCCCUACGGCCUCCCCGUGCUCUCCUCCCCGCCCCCGAAACCCAGCAGCAGGAGCGAGCAGCCGCCCAGACUGCCCCUGGCAGCAGUGCCGCCUCUUACGCCUUCGGCUCAUGCCUCCAUCUCGGUGCCGCCGUCACCACCGCCGGGGGAUGCUGGAGUCUCUCCUGGCACCACCUCUGCUGAGGUCCCUGGCUCCCGGAGCUCGCCCCCAGUCAGCUCCCAGGAGCCGGAGGGGCUCCACGCUCCCAGAGACUCACCCCAUUGCCGCCUGCCCCGGGCAGAUGUGCGUGGGGCCCACCUCCCACGGACACAAGCUGCCCCACUCUGUGGUCAGACUCCCAGUCUUCCCUACUCGCUCGCAGGCUCCCCGGUCCUGUGCCCUCUGCCCUCGCCCCCUGCCGGCCCUGGCCCGGCCUUCCCCAACUGCGCCGCUCAGAGCCACCCCCCGCCACACUUCCGCUGCACAUCAGACUGGGAAAGCUUCCAUUGACGCCCCCCUGCCUUCUGCCCAGAACCCUCUGCCGUGCCCCUGCCUCUCGUACUGCUCGCCUGGGUGCUUGCAGCAACCAGCAAGCGGAUGGAGUGCGCUGGGGGGGCCUCGCCAGCAGUUCCCGGUGAUGUCGCUGGGAUGAGGCUCCCUUCUGCCAAGCGUCGAUUUUCCUUCUCUUGGCAGGUGUAAUUGCAAGAGUUGGGGCCAGGCGGGGGGUGGACAAGAGCCCCCCGCGGCUCUUCCAGGGCACUUCCCACUCCAGCUGUGACCCCACCUGCUCACAGCGCAGUGGAGCUGGCGCAUUUUCUACAAAAUGACAGUUUGUUGUGUGACGAGGAAUUUAUUCUGAAAGCCUUAGAACUCCUCAGAGGACUGUAAACACAAGCCUGUCCUCUGCCCCCCGGACCAGCCCCAUGGGCGCCCUGCAGGCCUGGAGCAACCCACCAAGCCAGGUACCUCUCGCUCUCCAGGUGGGGGUUCGCUACGCGCUCCCAUCUUCAGUAUGUUUUCGCCUGAAUUGAACAGGGUCCGGUCCCGCGGGGUGGGGGCUGCGCCAGUGGCUCAGCGGGGUCGGGCUGGGACGGGCCAGGUGUAAUUUUCGGAGUGAACGGCUGGUGUGAGACGCACAAUGCUGGAACCAGCCCCGGCAAGCCCGGACCAGCUCUGGCUGACCCCACCCAACUCUAUGGAAGUCCCCGGGGCAGUAGUUUGCAGGCCUGGACUGUGCAACCCCUGGGCCAGUCCUGUAAUCUCUUCCCCCUGGGCCAAUUCAGGGCCGCUUUGUGUUCGGCAACUUAGGGCUCGGUUUCGAGGUGUUGCAGGGUUGUGUAUGGGACUCGCCUUACGGCUGUAGCUGGGGGAGGGGCAGGCUCUGCCCAUUUGGGGAGUGUGACAGCAACUCCCCUUGUGCUGGGGAUCACAUCUACACCUGCUACACAACCCUCUCCCUCCGCUGCCCAAGCUGUGGCUCCCCAAAACUGCAUGUCCCAGCGUGUGGGGGCUCAGCGCGUGCGAGGUUCCGCUGCCCCUACAUGCUGGAUUUGUCACCCCGCUGUGGGGGGUGGAAGGGGACGUGCACGUGAUCCAUCAGCGUCAGCUGUGUGAGAUCUGUUCCCACACAGCCCUGCCUGACUACCCUGGAGUUCUCUGCACUGGCUGGGGGCUCUCGUCCGGGCACGUGCACGCCCCACCCAGCCUCUGGAGCCUGCAGGCACACGGGGCCAUGGCUGGCUCUGAGAUGGAUUUCAACUCCUCUUUUGCCACCAAGUGCCCAUGCUCGGGAGCCUGCACGGUGGCAUUUCCCAGCCUGCUCCCCCCAUCAUGGGACCUCAGCUGCACCUGCCACAAGCUGCCAGGGUCUCCUGCUCCUCUGGGUGGAGGAGUGGGGGGCAGGGGAAGGUCGGAGGAACCCAGCUCCAGGGAGCCUUAGUGCUCAGGUUUAGGGUAGCAGGGGAAGCCCCUUUGCCCAGGUGGAAAUUCCCCAUAAAACUGCCUGUUCCCACUGCCCCGGGCACAAGGGCAGGCCCCGGCCAGGCGGGGUCACUUUGCGGCCAGCAGCCCCAGCUCUGCAAACCAGCAUAUGGGGGGGGGGGGGGGGCCCCAAGAUUUAAAGCCUUUUGAUACUUUUUUUCCCAAAGGUUUUUUAAUAUUUUUUAUUUCCUGGUGGGAUUUUUCUCCCCCACCCCCGAUGACAGGGAUGGGCAGCUCUGGGCCAGCACAGGGGGCGGGAGCUGGUGCUCCGGGCAGGCAGGCACGGCUGGUGCUGCUGUCUCUAUGGCUGGGGACAGGCAGUGACUCGGCCCGUGCAUUGAGUUUGGGGGGCUCAGGCCUGUUCUCAGUGGGCCAAGGUAGUCACGCACUCAAGCCCCAGCACGCCUGGCACUCCCUGGCCCCCUUGUCAGCAGGCUCUGAGAGGGGCAGCCGAGACAGAGCCCCCAGCUCAGCCCUGUCCUAGGCUGGGAGCGCAGGCUCCAGACUGCCGGGCUCAGCACCGGCCCUCGCUCUGAAAAGCAAAGGAGCCCGCAGGACGGGCCUGGCUGGGCGAGGGGAGGUAACAGCUCGGGACGCCGGGGUCCUCAUUCCCGGUGACACCUGCUCAGCCUCUGGCGGCUGGGAGGUUUCCCGAAUGGCCUUUGGGGACUGUCGAGGCCCAUUCCCACCAUGGAGCACUCAGCUGGGGGCCGGCCUGUCAGCAGUCGGGGGUCAGCUGAGCCUCCAGGACAAUGGGCAGAGCUGGGGGGUGGGCGCAGGGCACUCUCUGGGUGCGCCAGCAGUAAGCCCCCCACUCUCACCCCAGCGCUGCCUCUGAUUCCCCGUAACAUGUCCGUGGAACCCCCGGCCUGCCCCAUGGGCUCAUGGGUAAUCCCCCCCCCCCCGAUACAGCAUGACAGUCGUCCCUGCGACUGUUGGCCACUGUCCUGGGAACAGGCAGAGCCCUCCCUGCGCCGAGCUCUGGCUGCUUGUCCCAGGAGUGCUGCACCGGGCCGGCUAUUCAGGGUGAGCACGUACUCAGCCACGGGGGCACUGCCCAAGGAGACACCUCUGUUGGCGUCCUUCCCCUCCCCCCACUGUGCCCCCCAUCCCUCUCCUCCCUGGGCCAGAGGCGCACUGACCCCAGCCUUGGCCCCUCUGCUGCUGCAGCACUCGGCUCCCGCAGGGAAGUUUUGUGCUUCCCUAGAAUUUUGUUUCAUUUUAUUUUUAAUACCCCCCCACACCUUGUCUGCCACCAGCAUGCGCCACCACUGCUACCCACUGCCCAGCCACCACCUCCAGGUGCUGCAGAGACACAACCUGUAAUAAAAGCUCUAUUUUUACAGCCCUGGCUCUGGGUGGUAGUGUCCCUGCUGCUUGGGGCAGGGGGCAAGGUUGUGCCCCGGGGCAGGGUUGUGCCCCUGCUGCCUAGGAAGUGGGGUGGACUAGAUACCUCCUGAGGUCCCUUCCAACCCUGAGAGUCUCUGAUUCUAAAUGGCACAGUCCAUGGCCGGAGCAGAAGGGGUUGGAGAGAAAUGGGGGUGAGGGAGGGCUCCAUGGCUAUUUGGUUCCCAAAGUACCUGGCACCCCAGAGCCCCUCGCUGCAAGGCCCCUGUAUGUUCCAGCUCCCAGACUCCUGAGAGCCCAUGUCCCCAUUCGCAGCUCCCACCCUGGCUGACGGGGAGGGGAACCUUUGCAUCUGCAUCAAUGCCAGCUGGCUCCAUCUGCUGAGCCCUCCAAUGGCGCUCGCUGGGAUCCCCCGUGACCAGUUCAGGGCUCGCCACCCCCACACCCAUUAGCCAUCACAGCCACCUGGGCGGGGCUGCCGGAGGUGGGGUCCCAGCCUUGCCCCAGACCCCUCGAGCUGCAGCCCCAUGGGCAGACAUUAGCAUUUGAAGGUUUAAUUGAGCUGUUUUGCAUCUGCAAAGUGCUCUCACAUGGAGAGCUGUUCCUGUAAGCUGCCUUCCUCCACACACCUCCUCCCAGCACCAGCUGCCCACGAAGAAGAUUUAAUCUGCAUUAUUUAGUAUUCAUUUUUAAAGGAAACAAUGAAGUGGCAAAGGCUUCACGCUGUGGCUGGUAGGGGAGCACGUGGGCGCAGUGCCCCCGGGAACAGCUAGCAGCUUCUCCAGCCAGAUGUGGGGGAGGCUAUAUUGUGUGGGAGCCGGGUGCUCCGAAGCAGGAGAGGGGCCAAGGUUGUUCUGGGGCUGGGGAACUGGCUUUUCUCCUCCACAUCCCACGUGGCUCGGAUUCAGAGGGAGCUGUGCAGUGGCCUCCCGGUCCCCCAUUCACCAUCCCCGCUGGUGUUUUGUCUGCCAGGACCCUGACGGGCCAGCUGAACUCUCCCCUAUCUGUGCUGCUGUCUCUCUCUCCUCUCUCUCUGUGUGCACGUGCGCGCACAAACAGGUGGGAGGGGUUCUUGCACAACUGCUGCCUGUAUUGCCCUGCUUCAGGCUCCAGGGCCCUGUCUGCCUGAAUCCCACCCUCACCUGCUUGCCUGAGCACCAGGACUGACCAAAACCCCUGUGUUUAGUGGGGCCGCGCCCGCCUGCUGCCCAGGCUAGCCAGGCAGGGGGACAGUUAACUGUUGGCUCCUUUUCCUGGCAGGCCAGCCCAGCUCUUGGGCACCAGGAUCCACCUGUCCUUGCCCACAGGGCUGCUGGCACUCAGCAUCCAUAGAUUGGCCAGCCUGUUUACUGGCACCCUGCUCUCUAGUAUCGCAUGGGGGCAGCGGUUUUAAUGCUGAUGUGCAGCAGGGUCUCUACGUGCUCCGUGGCACUCACCCAGCCUACUCAGUGACUGGGGACCCCUUACUGAGUUCCCUGGCACUGCCUUGUCUCUGGCAGCUCGGUUCAUCGCGGGUUCUCUGCCCGCCCUGCCCCAGCCAGACUCUCAGGCCCCAGAGAGGAGGGCAGGGAUGUGCAAAUCUCCCCUAGGCCCAGGGCUGGCGCCAGCAGGUCCCAGGUCUCUGCUAGCAACAAACAACAUACACAGCGUCACUGCUGGCAACGCAGCCUCUUCUCUAACGAGACCUCUGGGUGGGUUGCAUCACCUGCUCUCCAGUCAGCAGGGGCUGGCAGAGGAGCUGCCAUGUGGCUGCAGGCUGCUUGGCCAAGCCAACGGGAGGGAGCAGGUCGCUGAUCCAAUCCUCCAAGCCAGCCAGUCCCUGUGGCCCCCUAUGCCCCUGCAUCCAUUGAUCCUUGUGCUUAACGAGCUGCGUGCUGGACCCUGCACUGCGCUGAGUCACAGCAAUGCCACAACAGCUCCCCAGAGCCCCCCAGUGUAACCGAGCCCAGGACCCAUCUCCCAGCCCUGAGCACCCACACAGAUCCUGCAGCCAGCUCCUACCUCUGCCUGUUAAAUUCUCUCUUCCUGUCAGGCCAGGCCCAUGCCCUAGCAACCUGUCGGGCCCUGGGUACCUCCAGCUGCUGGUUCCACCCUUCCCUGGGAGGCAUUUUGAGCCCCAGAGCCCUCAUCUCCAGGGCGCUGCACAAGGCUGCACUCUGCUCUCCUGGCCAGGAGGCACUGCUGCAGAAGAUAUGGUGGCUGUUCUCCGUGAUGGUGCCCCCACUCCAGGGGCGGCGGGAAGUUCCCCUCCUCCAGGGAUGUCCACCUCACCUAUCUCCAACCCCUUUCUCUCCAAUGUUCAUUGGCUACUCUCUGCACAAAGGAUCCCCUUCACCCACCACUGAAAUGCAGCCACCUCUGGGGAGGCUGCAUAACGUGCCCUGUAUGCAGCAGCAGCAGCGUCUGAACCCAGAACCUUCAGCAGCACUGCACAGCCCUCUCGUGCUGGAAGUAGCUGGUGCCAGCCUCCAGAGGGAGGCACAGCCCAGCCAGCACCCAGCCAGGGUGGACGGGGCAGAAGUGUCUCCUAAGCAUGGAGCAGCAGCCUGGGUUUGCAGGGCUGGGUCCUCCCAGCACCCCAGGGCUGAAUCACCUGUAGCUGGGUCACCCAGCACAGCCUGGGUUGGCGGUUGGACUUGGGCAGAGUUUGCCUCCUUCUGUGGGGGGUAAGAGGGGAGAUGGGGACACCAGGGCUGUCUGGAAACAACAUCCCCGUCCAGCUACCCUCGUGGCCAGCUCCAGCCUUGGGCACAGGGCUGACUGUGUGGGUGCAGCAUGGCACACGUCUUCCAAUGCCCCCACCUCCUUGCCGAGCUAACGCUUGCCCCUCCACACACCCAGCCCCAGCCCGCAGGCUUUGCUGGCCCAGAACCCCUCCCCAUCACAGCCCGAGUGCUUUCAAUGCAGCUAAGGCGGAUCCAGGCAAUUCAAGGGAUCCCCCUUCUGCCACCAGGGCAAAUGACAGCCCUGCUUGGCUGCCGGCCCCUGCCCAGGCUCCU
Messenger RNA from Gopherus evgoodei (Goodes thornscrub tortoise), 9022 nucleotides. It is a transcript of the gene KCNH4, whose product is annotated as potassium voltage-gated channel subfamily H member 4. Bases 1 to 2673 code for a protein of 890 amino acids. Gene Ontology annotation, cellular component: membrane. NCBI's taxonomy places the organism in Eukaryota, Metazoa, Chordata, Testudines, Testudinidae. The record is from RefSeq and is a predicted model, not a curated record. Gene Ontology annotation, molecular function: voltage-gated potassium channel activity. Gene Ontology annotation, biological process: potassium ion transmembrane transport; regulation of membrane potential. The transcript has 16 exons.